AUGGCUGCCAUCCGCGCUUAUAUUGACGCUCCUUUUACCGGGGCGGCAAACAUACUUGGAGCAUCUGUUGACGACGUCAAACUCAUCGGAUCCUUCCUCAUCUCGUACCCGUUGGCCGCCAUUCUCAAGCGAAUCCCGGACAAAGACCCAUGGAAAAAGAAUGUCUUUAUUAUCGCCGUGUCUCUUUUUUACAUCCUCGGCUUGUAUGAGCUCUGGGAUGGCUUGCUCACGUUGACGUAUAGCUCCGUAGCCACCUAUCUUAUUGCAUACUAUAUCGAUGGCUCUCUGAUGCCUUGGAUCGGCUUCACCUUCUUGAUGGGACAUAUGUCAAUCAGCCACAUUUAUCGCCAAAUUGCAGACGACGCAUCGGUUGUUGAUAUCACUGGCCCUCAAAUGGUUCUUGUCAUGAAACUUUCGGCAUUCUGCUGGAACGUGCAUGAUGGUCGUCUUCCCGACAAAGACCUUACGGAUGCUCAGAAGUAUGCAGCAAUCAGGAAAUUCCCAAGCGUACUAGACUACGCCGGCUACGUGCUAUUCUUUCCGUCACUCUUCGCGGGUCCUGCUUUCGACUAUGUCGAUUAUCGCCGCUGGAUUGACACAACGCUCUUCGAAGUUCCUCCUGGUACCGAUCCCUCGAAAGUCCCUCCUACUCGGAAGAAGCGAAAGAUUCCACGCAGUGGUCGCCCAGCUUUGAAAAAAAUGAUCAUGGGCAUAAUAUGGGUUUUGGCCUUUGUGCAGCUGGCCCCUAAAUUCCCAAUCUCGUUUUACUUUAGCGACGAAUACAAGACCUACUCGCUCCCACGUCGCAUAUGGCAACUGCAUAUGCUUGGUUUUGUCUCCCGGCUUAAGUACUACGGUGCGUGGUCCCUGACCGAAGGUGCCUGUAUUCUUUCAGGUCUUGGAUACAAUGGCUUCGACGCGAAGACAGGCAAGGUCUUCUGGGACCGUCUAGAGAAUGUCAAUGUUUGGGGUUUGGAGACGGCGCAAAAUACCAGAGGUUAUCUCGAGAACUGGAACAAGAACACCAACCACUGGCUGCGUAACUACGUGUACUUGCGAGUCACCCCCAAGGGCAAAAAACCGGGUUUCAGGGCCAGCUUGGCUACCUUCAGUACCAGCGCGUUUUGGCACGGUUUCUAUCCUGGUUAUUAUUUGGCAUUUGUUUUGGCUUCAUUCGUUCAGACUGUAGCAAAGAAUUUCCGACGCCACGUCCGUCCUUUCUUCAUGAGCCCAGACGGGUCCAAGCCAACUGCAAUGAAGCCCUAUUAUGACGUCGUCUCCUGGGUUGUGACUCAAUUGAUCAUGUCCUUCACUGUCGCUCCAUUCGUUCUUCUAUCCUUUAGUGGCACAAUUGCGGUGUGGAGUCGUGUGUACUUCUACGGUAUUGUCAGCGUUGCUUCGGCGACGGCGUUCUUUGCUAGCCCUGCCAGAGCCUAUCUCAGCGCAAAACAGAAGAAACGCAGCCGCCCAGCAUUGGCCCGAACCGUGAGCGCCGAUACCCCUGUGUUGGGUCUUCCGAACGAUCUGGAGAAAGAAGUUGAUGACGCGAUCAAAGAGAUUUCGGAAGAAAUCGAAGAGAUGCGGAGGAAUGGCGCCACGAAAUCGAUGCCAUCUGCUCCUGAGCUUCGCGCUAUGGUCGAGGAGAAACUCCGCAAGGAUUGA
Talaromyces amestolkiae is the source of this 1662-nucleotide messenger RNA. RefSeq lists its product as uncharacterized. Gene Ontology annotation, molecular function: 1-acylglycerophosphocholine O-acyltransferase activity; 1-acylglycerol-3-phosphate O-acyltransferase activity. Gene Ontology annotation, biological process: lipid modification; glycerophospholipid biosynthetic process. Gene Ontology annotation, cellular component: endoplasmic reticulum; membrane. The transcript is spliced from 4 exons. The coding region runs from base 1 to 1662 and encodes 553 amino acids. The record is from RefSeq and is a predicted model, not a curated record. NCBI's taxonomy places the organism in Eukaryota, Fungi, Ascomycota, Eurotiomycetes, Eurotiales, Trichocomaceae.